Messenger RNA from Sus scrofa (pig), 7542 nucleotides. Lineage: Eukaryota; Metazoa; Chordata; Mammalia; Artiodactyla; Suidae. The record is from RefSeq and is a predicted model, not a curated record.
GUGGGGCUGGCGCUGAAGCCGGAUCCGGAUCCAGUGCUGUAUACCCGGGUGGGUGAGAGUUCGACAAGGCCUGGAGAGGAGCGCCAACUGCGGCCCUCUACGGCACCCCACAGCGGUCAGGAGCCACUUGAGGACAUGAUUCGGCUCCGAAGAACACCUCCUGGGCUGACUAAGUUGGGGUUUUCAAUGUGCGAAAGACCGACAUCCUUUGUCUCUUCCCGCGACUUCUACCCCUAGGAACACUGAACCUUACUGCAACGAUGAAACCUGAUGAAACUCCUCUCUUUGACCCAAGUCUACUCAAAGAAGUGGACUGGAGUCAGAAUACAGCUACAUUUUCUCCAGCCAUUUCCCCAACACAUCCUGGAGAAGGUUUGGUUUUGAGGCCUCUUUGUACUGCUGAUUUAAAUAGAGGUUUUUUUAAGGUACUAGGUCAGCUGACAGAGACUGGAGUUGUUAACCCGGAACAAUUUAUGAAAUCUUUUGAGCACAUGAAGAAAUCUGGGGACUAUUAUGUUACUGUUGUAGAAGAUGUGACUUUAGGACAGAUAGUUGCUACAGCAACUCUGAUAAUAGAACAUAAAUUCAUCCAUUCUUGUGCUAAGAGAGGAAGAGUAGAAGAUGUUGUUGUUAGUGAUGAAUGCAGAGGAAAGCAGCUUGGCAAAUUGUUAUUAUCAACCCUUACUUUGCUAAGCAAGAAACUGAACUGUUAUAAGAUUACCCUUGAAUGUCUACCACAAAAUGUUGGCUUCUACAAAAAGUUUGGAUAUACAGUAUCUGAAGAAAACUACAUGUGUAGGAGGUUUCUAAAGUAGAAAUCUUUUAAGAAAGACAUUUGUUAAAGGAGCUAGUUUAACAAGGUUAUAUAUUCUCUUCCUGGGGUAUAAAAUAUUUUGUUGCUGCCAACUCAGUGACCUCCAUAAAUACUGGAUUGAGAAAAAUAUUGUAAUACACAAGUAUAAUGACAGAUUACUUUGGGCUGGUGGGACAUGCUGUGAGUUUAGAUUACAAAUGCAUAUUAUAAAGGGGAUGAUUUUUAACCAAAGGAGUAUAUUUUUAACUUGAAUCUUUUCUUGCAUUGUAUUUUUCUAAAGUUUGGCUUCAUUUCUUAGUAGUCAGAGUAUAGGUAGUAAGGAGUUAUGUGUCUGCUAUCUGUACUGCUUGUUAAAAAUAACAUACAAUGAAUAAGGCUAUUUAUUAUCACAUUCAUAAAAUUAAUACUUUUGUUUCAAAGAAAUAUAUUUAAAUACCAAUUAGGGCUAUAUCAUUUCACAUAUACUACAUGAAAUUGGAUGUUAGAUAUAUUAUAACUAAUGUAGGACAGACCAACAUUUGUCAAUCUUAGUAUCAUACCGACAAACAACCUGGUCAGCCUUUAAAAGAAGUAAAAUAAAAAUUAACAUAAAAAAUGUGACGAUUUAAAUGUACAUCUGAAAGCUGAUGUAAAUCUAGUGUAGCUAAAGUACCAUCUGUCUCGUACCAUGUGAAAAACAAUAAUUACUCAUUUGUUUAAAAUAUCUAAGAAGUACUUUUUAACAGUAAAUUAGUAAAUUCUGGCACAUUAUGUAUUUCUAACCUGAUUUCUCAUCUUCCCAUGGGUGUGUGAAGCCCCUCUUCUGAGUAACAUUUUUAUGAAGAAGAGAUUACAAAAUUGAGUGGAAUAUUUUAAAAUGUAUCAUACUACUUUUAUUACAUUCUAAAAAUGUUGAUGGAAGCUUUUCUAUUUAAUGUGAUUAUAAUGGUACUAUUAUUCUGGUCACUCCUGUUUGAUUUUAUUUAUUUUAAUUAUUUUUUAAGUUGAAAUAAGAAUUAGACACUUUAUUAAUGGUUCUAAUCUUUUGCAUUCCAUGUUACAUUAAACCUGUUCAUGUAAUAGUCUUUUGUUAGAACCCUAAUGUUGUCUGUGUUUUUCUUGAGUUGUCUAUUGAACUGUUCAAGUCAUGGUUCAUAAAAUUGUAGUUUUGUGUACUCUUUGUGAAAGGAGCUUAGAGGAGUUGCCUCAAGGCUCAGAGAGUUAAGGAUCCAGUGUUGUCACUACUGAGGCUAUGGUUACAGCUGUGACACAGGAUCAGUAACUGGCCCAGGGACCUUCUGUAUGCUGCAGACACAGCCAAAAACCAAAGCAAAAUAAAAUGGAACUAGAAAGUAAAGACCACCUGUUUCUCUUCCCUUUGACUCAGCUACACCUACCUCAACUAGAUUUCAGAUUUCCCUCCAUGCAGUAGAGCUAGUUUGCUUUCUAAAACAACAGAAAUUCUUCAACAGUAGAGAGCACACUACUUAUCUGCUGAUGACUUAGGCAGAUGCAUUGAUCUGUUCCCUAGUAAAAGCAACAGAGCUAGUUUUGCUUUUUCAGGAGUCCUACAACCUUGGUAACAGUAGCUUUAUUAGGUACAUUCUAGUAAUUAAAAGCCCAUGUUUUAAAAAAUAAACCUGGAGUUCCCCUUGUGGCUAAACAGUUUAUGAACCCAACUAGUAUCCACGAGGACACAGGUUCAAUCCCUGACCUUGCUCAGUGGGUUAAGGAUUCAGCACUGCCAUGAGCUGUGAUGCAGGUCACAGACGCAGCUCAGAUGACAUGGCUGGUGGCUGUGGCCAGGAGCUACAGCUCUGGUUUGAUCCGCAACUUUGUGGUUCCUAGUCGGAUUUGCUAACCACUGAGCCAUGAUGGGAACUCCAAAACUAAAUGCUUAAUUAGGAGUUCCUGUUGUGGCUCAGUGGUUAGCGGAUCUGACUAGUAUACAUGAGGACUUGGGUUCGAUCCCUGGCCUUGCUCAGUGGGUUAAGGGUCUGGCAUUGCCGUGAACUGUGGUGUAGGUUGUAGACACAGCUCAGAUCCAGCGCUGCUGUGGUGUAGGCCGGCAGCUACAGCUCCAAUUCAACCCCUAGCCUGGAAACCUCCAUGCGCCUUGGGUGUGACGCUACAAAGACAAAAAACAAAACAAAAAAAUGCUUUAUUACAUUUCUUUUUCCUGAACGAUUUGAAAUAAAACUAUCUACAAGGUUGGUAUUUCAAUAAAUACCUUUAAAUAGUGUUCUUAAGGUCUUUCUUAAAUCCCCCCAUAGGAAAUAGUUAUAGGUCAGGUAUAGUGUAUAAAAACUGUGUCACUGAAGAAACUGAUGACCUGUAUUUAGCUUUAGUUAACCAGAAUAGUUUGAUUUUUUUUUGUUUGGAUUGGUUUUCCUUUGGCCACGCCUAUGGCAUGCAGAAAUUCCAAGGCCAGGGAUCAAACCCUGCCACAGCAGUGACCCCCUUCCACAAAAGUGACAGCACCAGAUCCUUAAUCUGCUGGGCCACCAAGGGAUGACCACAAUAUUUUAUUUUGGGGCCACACCCAUGGCAUGUAGUUCCUGGGCCAGGGUUUGAACCAACACCACAGCUGUGACCACACUGGAUCCUUAACCCACUAAACCACAAGGGAACUUACCAUAAAAAUUAUUUUUUAAUUUCUUUUGGCUGCCUCUGUGGCAUAUGGAAGUCCCAGGUCAGGGAUUGAACCCACGCCACAGCAGUGACAAUGCUAGAUCCUUAACCUGCUGAGCCACCAGGGAAUUCAUGAUUUUCUAAAGCAUGUUGUGAGUAAACUUGAGUAUGAAAAAACUGCAUAAAACAUCCCAAUAUAUAUAUAUAUAUUUUUGAUUUUGAAAAGAUAUAAUGAAGUGGCAGUUGUGAUUUUUACUUUGCUCCAUAUAUUUUAUAUAUUUGUAUUUUCACUGGGUCUAAGCUGCACAUUUUUUUUAAUGCUGUAAUAUUUGGAAAUCUGGAUGCAUUUUAUGAUCAAUGGCUUGUCAUAGUUUAUGCAGCAGUAUUUUUUGCCUUUUAGUAGGAUCUAAAAGUGUAGUGAUCGUAAUGACGAUAGAUUUGGUAAAGAAUAUUAUGUAGGUAGGCUAACAACAGGAAAACUAAAAGCAAGAAGUAUUCCUUAAUAAGUUUGAAGCUAUUCUAUGGAUGGAUUGCCUUAACCUUUCCUUCAAACACAAAUUCCCUCACUUUCAACUCCAACCUUGUUCAACUAAUCGUUAAAAAUAUACUUGGGCUGAAAUUUGGGCAUUCCAUGUACUAAUCAAAAUUUUUAUAUGUGCUUCUCAAUACUCAAUGUUCAUUCAUCCUUAAUCUGUGUGAGACUAAAACUGGAUUAUUUUUAUCUAGAAGUCAACAAUCUAAGUAAAGAAAUUCUGAGGCAUAAGCAGUAUAAAUGAGCUUUUCAAUCUUUUUGAGGUAUAAUGGCACAACAGUUUUAAUACAACCAUCAAUCUUCACAAAAUAAUUUUAAUACUUUGUGCCUGAGCUAGCAGCAUCUUGCACUGUGACAUUCCUAUACAUACAUAAGCAUUUUAUCCAAGUACAAAUGUUAAAAGCAGACUUAAGCAAUUGCCUAUACAAAGGUAAAUAGACACUGUAGGUUUUCUUCUUGAAUCAUUUUUGCUGCAUAGUAAAUUGCAAUUACAUGUCAGUACAAUGUUACUGAUCUAUAGAAUACAUCUUGAACUGUGAGGUAUGGCAGCUCCCUAUGAGAGAGAGCAAACAUGUAAACCUGAAUAUUUUGAGUGAUUUUUUUUUUUUUUUUAGCUGCCAUGGAUGGAUAAGACAAAGAAUCCAGCAUUGAAAGACCCUAGAAACUUAUUUUUCUAAAUUAAUUAAAAGAAAAAAAAAACUUUCAGCAAUUUUCAGCUAUUUCCUAUCAUUUCCUUGUUGGAGCACUGAUAAAUGAACAAAAUAAACAUUGAUGUGAAGCUAGGUUUGUUAUGGAAUUAUGGAUUAAACAGUUAUUUGAAAAAAAAAAAAAUCCGCCAGGUAACUGCUCAUUUACUUUACAUCAAGUUGAGAUUUUGAUAUAUAACUAUAUAUAUAUCCCAACUUUAUAAUUCAAGAUUGCAGUUAAAUACUUCUAAUUCACUUGAAUUAUCAUGGUUAAUAACACAAUUAGAAACCUUAUAUUUUCUUUAAAAGGACAUGCUUAACAUUUUCUGACACUACUUUUAAACUCAGAUAAAGCACAAAAUCCUCCCAAAAUGAAUAUUCUGUGCUGAAAGUGGUUGAGAGUUGGUAGCAAAGCUAUCACAGCUUAACAUUUCCACCACAGAGUAGAGAUAAAUAAAGGUAACUGCUACUUAGACAUGUGAUAAGAAAUUAACAUUAACCAAUGAAUUAAAAUUAGAAAAUAAGAAAACUGCCAUUCCAGUUUGAAUAUUUUCCAUAUUUAAGUUUCAUACUUUCAAAAUGGAAAAUAAAGGAAUUUCCUUUGUUGCACUAUUUUAAAUUCUGUGCCCAGAUUAAUGUUUAAAAUUGAGUGCUAUGUUACACAUUAUUCAAAUAUUCUAGAAAAUAAAUCAUGAUUGGUUAAAUGUACUGUAGUUAACCAUCACAAAACAUCAGUGGAAAACAAAAGAAAUACAGAAAUGGAACCAAAUAGAAGAUUAGGAAGAACUACCAGAAGAACAAGCUGAACAUUAGGUAGAAUAAAUUGCAGUGUUCUUAUAUGAAAGAAUAAACUUUUUGUCCAUUUUAGUUUGUACUCAAGAUGGCAGUCCUUUCCUAGUGUUUGUGAGAGAUGGUCUUUAAUAUACAGUGCUGGGCAGGCACUUUAGUGACAACAUAAAGAUUACAGUGGUUAGAAAAAGUGGAAAAUUACCAACCAUAAAUUAAUAACCAAACCUAUAUUCUUGGGCAGACUACUGGAGGAGAGAUGUGUAUUUAAGAAAUUAACUUAGAAAAUCUUAACUGUCUCAUUUUUAAAACCUAAAUGUACUUAUUACAAAGAUUCUUUUAAGCAGUUUUUGCUGGAUGAAGCAUCAUAAAUUAUUAGUUUGCAAAAGAGAUCUUUGCUGACCUAUCCAAUAGUGAUCUAUAUACAGGAAAGCUGUGUUAUCUGGCACUUUACCAACUGGAAUUUCUGAACACUCAAUGCAAAUCUUGACUAUACUAGACCACCACACCCAAUGACCUAAUCACACGACAGAAUACAAGACCACUAUGGGAUUGACAAUCUAGUAUUUUUAGGGUGGUGAAAUAGGAGAAGGGAAGGGAAAUCAGAAAAGGAAUACCACCUGUGUCAACAGGCAUUAACGCUUAAUUAACAAAGCAGUUUUUUGAUUCACUUCCACUCUCCUGCUAUGCUGGAUAAAAAAGCCUUUACUGUGUCAUUACAUCUUAGGAAGGAAAGCAAAGUUAGGUAACUUGGUGUAGUAGGUUACCUUGCAUAGUACCUCUUGGUACCAAGGGAAUGUAUGGAAAUCAUUCCCAUCAGUAAAGCACCUCAAGAGAGGACUGAGAAAAGUGAGAUACAAAGGAGUUUUGUUUGUGCUACCCUAAAUCAUCAACUAUAAAAGUUAAAAACACUCCUCUCCUUCCCAACAUCAUACUUAAAAUAGCAAAAUGUUUUUCUUAGAACAAUUUUUAUAAGUAUAAAUAAAAACAUGGAGAACCUAGGAUCCAUAAAGUGACUUUGCUAAUGCAAAUUAUGGGGGAAAUUUGGAUUAACUCAAUGUAAAGAAUUGUUUACAACACUAAUUUAUUUAGUGUUAGAAACCAUAUUUUAGUUUCUAAAUACACUAAAAUCUUUCAUAAUCGCUUUUCCCCAAGAAAUACUCAAAGAGCUUCUGUCUGAGCCAGAACAACCUCACAGAAUCAUUAAGACAAAAUGAAAGAGUAGAUGUUUCAUAUUCCAAAUGAUUUACUAAACAUUUCUUCAAGCCUUAAGACUUUCAGUUUGAACUAAUUUAUGAUUUUAAAAAAAAGGGAAGAAGAAGAAAAAUGUUCAAAACUUUUCACUGUUCUACAUACUAAUUUAGAAGUCACAUAAGGAUUUAUUUAUUUUUCUAAUUAGACAAGGCACUUUUCUUUUUUGGGCUUUGUUUAGAAAAAAAUAGUGCUACAUUGGUUUAUUCUAUUUAGAACUAUUUUGGACAAAGAAAAAACAGGCUACACAACUUUGAAAAGAACAAAAACAACAUUUGGCUUUUAAGAAUGCUAAAGGAAACUCACUUGAAAGUUUAAAACUCUCCUUGUUUUUGAGCAUCUGGUAUUAUAAAACAAAACAUUUCCCUUUGCUCCUUACAUUUUUUUUCUAUAGAUUAAAAUUAGGAAGAUAACAGGAAAAGAAGCAAUACUUGGGUCAUGUUAAAGUAAGGACAGUUGGCAAUGUCAUGAUUUAAAGAUUAUUAAGAGAUCAAAAAGUUUAAAAAAAUAAAAGGAUAAUUAAGCUAUUGAAUUAUACUAAAAAAGAAAUGUGACAGAUUCCUGCAUUUGUUAAUGUUUCUGUAAGAGGCUCCAUCGUAAAAUUGAACCAUAAAAUUAUUUUUUAAAUGUAAUAUGUAGAACACAAAAUGAAUUUUUAGCAAACUUUAGGAAAUUCUUUUGUUAUAAAUUACCCAGAUUUUAUAAACAAAUCCCCCCUAACUUGCAUUUUGUUUAAAGUAAUAACUUUAUAUCAUACAAAUAAAUUUCAAGUAUGAAAGUGCAUUAUUGCAAUAAUACCUCUUUGCAAGUCCAAAAUUCUUGGUUUAUAAUAAAACUGUAAAGAAUUAAAAAAAAAAAAAAAA